AGCGACUCAUCUUGAAGUGCGGCUCUUUGUUCAAAGUUAAGCAAGAGACAGCAACAGUUCCCACAGGCGAGUCAGAGACAUUUUACUUUAAAGUGUUUUACUUGGAGACGCAGGUUUAGCUGCGCAUCUCUUUAGCUUCGUGUGCGUGUUAGCAGGUAAGCUAGCUAGCUGUGUGUGAGACGAUGAGGCUGAGCGCAGUGCUCGUGUGUGUGUGUCUGCUCUGGGCUGAAGGCUCCAGGGGAGACACACCUGCCAAUUGCACCUACCCGGAGCUGCUGGGGACCUGGGUGUUCCAGGUGUCCAGAGGAGGACACGACAACACCGUCAACUGCUCCGCUCAGGCCACAGGGGAGAGCUCUGUGACCGUGACCCUGGAGAAACUGUCUGUUGCCACGGACGAACUUGGGAACACCGGCUUCUUCACCAUCAUCUACAACCAGGGAUUUGAAGUGGUCAUCAAUGGCUACAAAUGGUUCGCCUUCUUUAAGUACUCUGAGGGGGGCCCUACAGUCACCAGCUACUGUGACCAGACCCUGCCAGGGUGGGUCCAUGAUGUCCUGGGAAACAACUGGGCUUGUUUUGUGGGAAAGAAGGUGAAACCAGUGCCACCCCGUGUAGAUUAUAAACCACUUUUCAGCAGCAGGCUGCUCCAGAAGCCGUACAAAAACAACAUGGACUUCAUUGAUUCCAUCAAUUCAGUUCAGAGUUCUUGGAAGGCUGUGGCCUACCCGGAGCACGAGACGUUCACUCUUCAGGAACUGCAACGCAGAGCUGGGGGACCCGCCUCCCAUGUCCCCAUGCGUGUUCGCCCCAUGCCUGUCAGAGCUGGUGUUGCCAAGAUGGCUGCAGCUCUUCCUGAGCGCUUUGAUUGGAGAAACGUUGGCGGUGUGAACUUCAUCAGCCCCGUGCGAAACCAAGGAUCAUGUGGCAGCUGCUACUCCUUCGCCUCCAUGGGGAUGUUAGAGGCUCGCAUCCGAAUCCUCACCAACAACAGUGAGACCACCAUCCUCAGUCCGCAGCAAGUGGUCUCCUGCUCUAAAUACUCUCAAGGGUGUGACGGUGGGUUCCCAUACCUGAUCGGGAAGUACGUUCAGGAUUUCGGCCUGGUGGACGAGUCCUGCUUUCCGUACGCUGGAAAGGACACUCCGUGUGGCGUUCCUAAAAACUGCGUCCGUGUUUACGCGGCAGAGUACAACUACGUUGGUGGGUUUUAUGGCGGCUGCAGUGAGAUGGCCAUGAUGUUGGACCUGGUCAAGAAUGGACCCAUGGCCGUGGCCUUUGAGGUCUACUCUGACUUCAUGAACUACAAGGAGGGCAUCUACCACCACACAGGCCUCUCAGACCCCUUCAACCCCUUCGAGCUGACCAACCACGCCGUGCUGUUGGUGGGAUACGGCCGCUGCCACAAGACCGGGCAGAAGUUCUGGAUUGUGAAGAACAGCUGGAGCACUGGCUGGGGCGAGGACGGCUACUUCCGAAUCCGCCGCGGAAGUGACGAGUGCGCCAUCGAGAGCAUCGCAGUGGCAGCCAAACCAAUCCCCAAACUGUAGACGCAAUAGAGUCAGGACGGGAGGAGUUUGGGUCCUGAAGAGGGAUCUCAGUAGCACAACUUUCUUGAUCUGUUUUUAACUUCACAUUAGAUGACAUCAUGCAGCAAAAUGUCACAUUUCCCUAAUCCAACAAGCAGGUGUCAAGAACUAUAGUGCAUAAAACUGCUAAACCUUUUAAAUGAAAAUACGUGGAUUUUAGAUUUAAUGCCAAAAGUCAUUAUGACGAUGAAAAUAUCAAAGUGAAAAAUCAUUGCAAAACCCAAAAAUAUUUAAGAUUGUUUUAAGACUUUUAAGCCUGGUUAUUCUUAAGUCAAGUGUCGCAUAUUUAAAUGUUGACAUUAGAGGAUCAAAAUUAUUUUAUUGGAAGUUCUGUCUUGACCGAUCGAAGCCUGAAAUAUAGUUUUUGUUUUUUAUAAUCCCAGGCUCCGCUUUUUCUGGGAAGCUCUGGUUUCUGGGAAUAACAUGUAAAAGACAAAAGACAAGACAAAGUUCUAUAUCAUGCUGUGAAAGCUAUAUUUGGUUAGAGUUGGUAUUAGGGACACCAACGCUUCUUUUUUUAUGGUUGAUUUUUUUUUAGUAUUAAUGCAUGCAGUCUACUGCCUUUUGUUUUCACUUUUGCACAAUCGCUGCCAAUCGAUGUUUUAAUUCAAGCUGUAACUGCCGACACAAACUUGGAAUCAAUGCAAUCAAUGGAUUGGCACACACUGUGACGAAUCAUAAAAGGAUGUAACAUUUUACUCGAAAAUUCAAAGGGAAUUCCCAAGCGAGAGGUUGAUAUUUGUAUUUGUCUGUCAGGUGCAGUAACUUGUUUGUUGGUCUCAGGGAAGCUCAGGAGAGAACUGUAAUAUCUUCAAUCCUUGUGGAACAUCUAAAAGGCAUUUCAUGACAAAGGGAUUCAACUGGCUGUAGUGCCUUCCAUUCUGCCUUUUUUUUUACCCUUGUUUUAUUGAAAGCAUGUGUUUUAAUCUGUAUCGUGAUAUUUGCACUGAUGGAAUAAAAGCAUAUCAAGAAUG
Molecule: messenger RNA, 2563 nt
Organism: Pleuronectes platessa (European plaice)
Lineage: Eukaryota; Metazoa; Chordata; Actinopteri; Pleuronectiformes; Pleuronectidae
Gene: ctsc
Product: cathepsin C
Exons: 8
Coding region: 183-1550 (455 amino acids)
Cellular component (GO): lysosome
Molecular function (GO): cysteine-type endopeptidase activity
Source: RefSeq, a predicted model, not a curated record